Molecule: messenger RNA, 924 nt
Organism: Rhipicephalus sanguineus (brown dog tick)
Lineage: Eukaryota; Metazoa; Arthropoda; Arachnida; Ixodida; Ixodidae
Exons: 2
Coding region: 1-924 (307 amino acids)
Source: RefSeq, a predicted model, not a curated record
AUGGCUUCUGCAUCGCAUGGCCUUUUGCAACCUCCGCAGCAGGACUUCGACAACGCGUCGGAGUGGCCGGCGUGGAUACAGACGUUCGACGACUAUCGCUACGCGUCGGGCCUGAACGAGCGCUCGGAGGAGGCACAAGUGCGCGCCUUGCUCUAUACCAUGGGCCGGCAAGCACGGGACAUCUUUUCAACGUUUCACCUCUCGGAGGACGAUGCGAAGAAGUUCGACGUCGUCAAGAAGAGGUUUGACGAGUACUUCGUCAAAGACCGCAACGUGGUGCAUGAGAGCGCUCGCUUCCACAGGAGACAGCAGAUGCCCGGAGGAACCGUCGACCACUUCAUGACAGCGCUACAUGUUCUGGCGGACCGGUGCGACUUCGGCGACAGCGAGGAACGCCUCGUGAGGGACCGGUUCGUCGUCGGCCUUCGAGACGAGAAGCUCUCAGAGGCUCGUCAAAUGGACGGUAAGCUGAAUCUGGCAACGGCUCUAGCGAAAGCGCGACUGAAGGAAACUGUACAGAUGCAACAAGAAGAGCUUGGUGGCCCGGAAGGCGCCGGCAACGCUUCCUUGUUCCAGGAGUGCGGCGAGCUGGGAGUUAACGCCGUCGGGCAUCAAAGAAGCCAGCAGAAAAUAGUCACCGGAAAUCAAGGUUCACGCUCCAUCUUCUGCGGGGGCCGCUACCACGCGAGGACUGCCUGCACCGCAAAGGCACAGAAGUGCCACAACUGCGGUAUCAAAAACCAUUUCAGCAAGGCGUGUCUCAAGAAGGCUUCACAACGGCGACAGGUGCUCCGUGACUUGGUCCGCAAGGUGCCGGAACUGCCUAACCUGUGCGUAGGCAACGUCAGGUUCGAACGCAUGGCACAACUGCACACUCAGUUGAGUUCGCAGCAAACGAGCCUGUCGGUGCCACUCAGAACGUAG